This is a messenger RNA of Struthio camelus australis, 2471 nucleotides long. It is a transcript of the gene DHX58, whose product is annotated as DExH-box helicase 58. NCBI's taxonomy places the organism in Eukaryota, Metazoa, Chordata, Aves, Struthioniformes, Struthionidae. Gene Ontology annotation, molecular function: single-stranded RNA binding; double-stranded RNA binding; zinc ion binding. Gene Ontology annotation, biological process: negative regulation of RIG-I signaling pathway; antiviral innate immune response; cytoplasmic pattern recognition receptor signaling pathway. The record is from RefSeq and is a predicted model, not a curated record. Gene Ontology annotation, cellular component: cytoplasm.
AUGGAGCUACGGGACUACCAGUGGGAGGUGAUCACCCCGGCCCUGGGUGGUGAGAACAGCAUCAUCUGGCUGCCCACGGGUGCUGGCAAGACCCGUGCUGCCGUCCACGUCUGCAAGAGGCACCUGGAGACCAGGCAGCAGGGCAAGGUGGCCGUGCUGGUCAACAAGGUGCACCUGGUGGACCAGCAUGCCAAGAAGGAGUUCCACGUGCUCCAGAGCGCCUUCAGGAUCACAGCCAUCAGUGGGGACAGCAACCAGAAAUUCUUCUUUGCCUGGGUGGUGAAGCAGAGCGACAUUGUGAUCUGCACUGCCCAGAUCCUGCAGAAUGCGCUGGUCAGCAAGGAGGAGGACACGCACGUGGAGCUGACAGAUUUUUCCCUGCUGGUGAUAGACGAGUGCCACCACACGCACAAGGAUGGUGUCUACAACAAAAUCAUGCUGAAUUACCUCCAGCACAAACUGAAAGGGCAGCAGAACCUGCCGCAGAUCCUGGGCCUGACGGCGUCACCCGGCACUGGGGGUGCAACGUCCUUCAAAGGAGCUGUAGAGCACAUCCUGCAGAUUUGUGCCAACCUGGAUACUGCUAAAAUCAUGUCGGCCCAGGAGCAUCUCCAUCACCUGCAGACCCAAGUCCCUCAGCCCAGGAAGCAGUACGACUUGUGCCAGGAGAGAGCACAGGACCCCUUUGGAGAGCUGCUGAAGAAGAUCAUGCGCCAGAUCGAGCAGUACAUGGGCACGCCUGGCCUGUCGCAGGACUUUGGCACGCAGAUUUAUGAGCAGCGCAUCAUGGAGUUGGAGAAGAAAGCAGCAGAGACGUUCUGUCGCAAGACACGCGUGUGUGCACUGCACCUGCGGAAGUACAAUGACGCCUUGCUGAUCAAUGACACGGUGCGCAUGAUCGACGCCUUCCAGUGCCUCAGGGAGUUCUACCUCUUGGAAAGGGAUAUGAAGGAUCCGACAGAGCGUUUCCUCGCUGCCACGUUUGAGGAGAAUAGGAUGUGCCUACUGGAGCUUGCCAGGAAUCAGCAGUACGAGAACCCCAGGCUGAGUAAGCUGGAGGAGAUCCUGCAGGAGCAGUUCCAGUCUCUGGGCACUUCUCGUGGCAUUGUUUUUACCAAGACCCGCCAGAGCGCCCACAGCCUGCACAGCUGGCUGCAGGACACGGUGUCGCUCCAUGGGCUGGACAUCAGGGCUGCUGUUCUGACCGGGGCUGGUUACAGCAGCCAGACCAAGCACAUGACACAGAACGAGCAGCAGGAUGUGAUCAAGUUGUUCCGCAAGGGAGACCUCAACCUGCUCUUCUCAACCAGCGUGGCUGAGGAGGGCCUGGAUAUCCCGGAGUGCAACAUUGUGGUUCGCUACGGACUGAUGACCAACGAGAUUGCCAUGAUGCAGGCCAGAGGCCGUGCCCGUGCCGAGAACAGCGUGUACACCGUCCUCGCCAAAGCAAGCAGCAGAGAGGUCUCCCGGGAGCUGCUCAAUGAGGAGCUCAUAGAGCUCAUGGUCAGGGCGAUCAGGGAGGUGCAAGACAUGCCUGAAAGGGAAUACCGCCUCAAGAUUAUGGAGCUGCAGCGAAAUGCCGUUGCCAGCUGCCUGAUGAAGGAAGCCAGGAACAGCGAGAGGCAGCAGUUGCAUGACCCAGACACUGUUUACCUCUACUGUGUCAACUGCAGCGUGGCAGUGUGCCACGGCAGCGACAUUCGCACUGUGGAGGGCAUGCACCAUGUCAACAUCAACCCCCUGUUCAGGUUUUAUUACAAAGUCACACCUGGGAAAGUGCAAUUUGAGCGGACUUUCAAGGACUGGGAGCCUGGAUGCCGCAUCGUGUGCAAUGAGUGCAGCCAGGACUGGGGAAUGGAGAUGAUCUACCGGGAGGUGAAGUUGCCCAUCCUCUGCAUCAAAAACUUUGUGGUGGAGACCCCGGCUGAAAAGAGGAGGUACAAGAAGUGGAGCAGUGUGACGUUCUCUGUCAAGGAGUUCAACUACUUGGAGUACUGCUCCAGCAUCAACGACCAGCCCUUCUAGCGCGGGGUCUGCUUAGAAGAGGCCACCUCCUGGGGCGACGGCCCGCUCCCCUGCUCUGCUGCCAGCCGCUGCGUUGUCGCACAGGAAUGAAUUGUCUGAUGUUUUUUGCUUUCCCUGGGGAGUAGGAGAGUGCUUGUAGGAGCAGGAGGAUGUCGGGGAUCCCAUCCUCGCCCUCCGCUGGGCUCCUUGGUGCUCACCAGCCCGUUUACAGUGGCUCUGAGCGGCGCGGGGCCCAGCAAGCGUGGCCGUGCCAGACAGUGUGCUCGCAGAGCCGCGGCCUCCCUGCUGCUCUCUUCCCUGGCUGAUCCUGCAGCCUGAACACCACCGUGACACAAGAACGAGCUGUUUUUGCACAGGUCCAGGACAUGGUCCAGUUUUUCCUUGGAGGUCUCGCUUCUGCGAGAUGUUAAUUGUCCUUCAUUAAAACCUGGUGCACGCGUGCUGGA